Ruditapes philippinarum (Manila clam) is the source of this 744-nucleotide messenger RNA. RefSeq lists its product as uncharacterized. The transcript has 4 exons. Bases 1 to 663 code for a protein of 220 amino acids. The record is from RefSeq and is a predicted model, not a curated record. NCBI's taxonomy places the organism in Eukaryota, Metazoa, Mollusca, Bivalvia, Venerida, Veneridae.
AUGGCACUUAUGGGCUUCCAACUUGACACGUUUAUAAAUACACCUAAAAGUGAAUAUUAUAGAGCUGCUCGUCUCUACACCCAGCCAAUGUGGGAAAUGUUGCUCGAGACACUGAUGUCAACUCGAUACUUUCCUAUUCUCGGCCAUUAUAUUCUCUUCCCCGAUUCUUUGUUAGUAAAUGUUGCGAAGGCUGUCGUCGAAUUUACAAAGGAUAUGUCAGUGUUCAACAACCCAGAUUUACGCGAGGUGCCAUUAACUUCGGCCACAGUUACCUCUACUGCGGAGGGAUUAGGUAAAUUGUAUGGGAUACUUGCAAAUGGUGGCACUGCAAAGAGUAAGGUACUACUGAACGCGGAGCUGGUUAAGAAACUAGCCACGCCUCUGUCACAAGGAACUGAUAGUGUUAUAAAGCAAGAAAACUCCAUGUUUGGCCCCGGAACGGUGAUAAUGAAAAACCCAAAGGGUCAACUGAUGUUUGGGCAUUCCGGUCACGGAGGUCAAGUUGGCAUGGCGGACGCGACAAAUAAGCUCGGCUUUAUGUAUAUAACAAACCAUAUAUCUAUCAAUGGACUUGGAGAUGAUCCGCGCUACCUUGACCUUGAAAAUGCUUUGUACAAGUCUUUAGAUAACCAUGAAAGUAAUAUCGGUAAUGAAAAUGUAUAAAUCAGUUAAGAUCAUCGAAUCCUGUCAAAAGUAUUGUGUAUCUAUCUAGGAUUAAUGUAAAAAUAAACCAUUGGAAAGUUG